ACCAGAUCAUUUGAAAAGAUCUCAGUCUCUCAGUCCAGCCUAGCAUCUCUCCCCAUCGCUGUGAGGACCAUGCAGAACAUGACCGCUCUACUCCUUCUGGGGAUGCUCUGCUCCCUAUACAUGUCUAAGGCUUCAGAGGCCAUUGAUACUACAAAAGGCUCCUGCUGUCCAAGAUUCAUUGACUACAAGAUUCCACUGAACAGGUUAAAAGAGUUUGCCGCGACCCCUAGUCGCUGCCCUUUCAGAGCAAUAGUGUUUACAACAAAAGCCAACAAGAAGUUUUGUGUUAACCCCUCUCUGGACUGGGUGAUAAACCACAUAGAAAAAAUUGGUAGCCGUUCAACACCUGUCAUGUCAUCGGUGAUGUCCUCAACCACACCUGUCAUUCCACUGAUGUCAUCAACCAAAACAGCAUAG
Molecule: messenger RNA, 417 nt
Organism: Osmerus eperlanus (European smelt)
Lineage: Eukaryota; Metazoa; Chordata; Actinopteri; Osmeriformes; Osmeridae
Product: eotaxin-like
Exons: 3
Coding region: 70-417 (115 amino acids)
Biological process (GO): immune response
Cellular component (GO): extracellular region
Molecular function (GO): chemokine activity
Source: RefSeq, a predicted model, not a curated record